This is a messenger RNA of Astyanax mexicanus (Mexican tetra), 7125 nucleotides long. It is a transcript of the gene cept1b, whose product is annotated as choline/ethanolamine phosphotransferase 1b. Gene Ontology annotation, molecular function: ethanolaminephosphotransferase activity; diacylglycerol cholinephosphotransferase activity. Gene Ontology annotation, biological process: phosphatidylethanolamine biosynthetic process. Bases 354 to 1595 code for a protein of 413 amino acids. Gene Ontology annotation, cellular component: Golgi apparatus; endoplasmic reticulum membrane. The record is from RefSeq and is a predicted model, not a curated record. The transcript is spliced from 10 exons. Lineage: Eukaryota; Metazoa; Chordata; Actinopteri; Characiformes; Acestrorhamphidae.
CUUUGACGUCCUAGAAGCUUUUGAGGCUGAACUGCGACGCAACGACCGGCGAGUUUUACGUACCGAGUGUGUGUGCGCGUGAGUGUGUGUGUGAGAGAGUGUGUGUGUGUGUGUGGUACUGACCCAAAGAUCAGUGUGUUUAGGGGGUUCUGAGCUUUACCCAGCUGUGGGUCCAACAGCACCUGAGUGUGUGUAGCUCCGCAACCGGAACCAGCGCUGCGUCUACAGCAGCUAGGAGAGUGUGUGGGGAGGAGGCCCAGGUGUGCACCUCAGAACUGGGAGAACAGGUGUAGCACGGCCGCAGUGUGGGUGAGCGGCUGUCGGAGGCAGGUCGGGGUGCGUCGGGGGGGGUCAUGAGCGGGCAGGCGGGGGUGAAGGGCCGGCGGGGGGUUCGGGGUGAGCAGGGCAUGGAUUCGUCCUGCUGGCUGUCUCCCGCGGUCCUGCGGCGGCUCAUCGAGCUGCCUGCCCCGGUGCUGUCCCGGCACCAGCUGAAGCGACUGGAGGAGCACCGCUACAGCAGCAGCGGCAGAUCCCUGCUGGAGCCCAUCAUGCAGCGCUACUGGGAAUGGCUGGUGUGCCGCAUGCCCCCCUGGCUCGCUCCCAACCUCAUCACCGUCGUCGGCCUGGCAACCAACAUCUUUACCACGCUGGUGCUGGUUUACUACUGCCCCACUGCCACCGAACAGGCACCGCUGUGGGCGUACCUGAUGUGUGCAGUGGGUCUGUUUGUGUAUCAGUCUCUGGACGCCAUAGACGGGAAGCAGGCGAGGCGCACUAACAGCAGCUCACCACUGGGGGAGCUGUUUGACCACGGCUGUGAUUCGCUUUCCACAGUGUUUGUGGUUCUGGGCACCAGUAUUGCGGUUCAGUUGGGGACAAAUCCAGACUGGAUGUUUUUCUGCUGCUUUGCGGGCAUGUUUAUGUUCUACUGCGCGCACUGGCAGACGUACGUCUCCGGCACUCUGCGCUUCGGCAUACUUGACAUCACUGAGGUGCAGCUCAGCCUGGCCCUGCUGCACACCUUCACCGCUAGUGUCGGGCCCAGGUUUUGGAACCUGACGAUCCCUGUGUUAAACAUCCAGAUGAAAAUAGUUCCAGCUCUCUGCACGUUCGUAGGCGCGGUGGUCUCCUGUACAGGUUACUUCAGAGUCAUUUUUACAGGAGGGGUGGGCAAAAAUGGAUCCACAAUAGCGGGAACAAGUGUGUUAUCUCCAGUCCUGCACAUAGGCUCUGUUAUAGUGCUCGCUAUGAUGAUUUAUAAGAAAUCUGCUAUCCAGCUGUUUGAAAAACACCCCUGUCUUUAUAUUCUGGCGUUUGGCUUCGUUUCUGCAAAAAUAACCAACAAAUUAGUGGUUGCACACAUGACAAAAAGUGAAAUGCAUCUUCAUGACGUGGCGUUUCUGGGCCCCGGGCUUCUGUUUCUGAAUCAGUAUUUCAACAGUUUUAUUGACGAGUACGUGGUGCUCUGGAUCGCACUGGUGCUGUCGCUGUUUGACCUGGUGCGCUACUGCGUGAGUGUGUGUAAUCAGAUCGCGUCACACCUUCAUAUCUUCGUCUUUAAAAUCAAACCUCCGACUAUGGGAGCAGCUCAGUAACUCCAAGCGACCGCUGCCACUGACUCUCUGCUCUGUAUAGCUGUGUGCGCGUGUGUGUGUGUUUAUACGUGUGUUUGCCUGCCUGUCCAUGUCUCACACAGUGUCUGAAGGAUGAAUCUGAUGAAAUCAAUCAGUGAUCUAUAGAAGGAGGGAUUAGGAUGAAUUGAUGCUGGUGGUUUGAGUGCGUCACUGAGAGCUGAUGAAGGCGAGUGUUUGAUUUAUUUAAAUUAUUAUAAUUAAAACUAAUGCAAUCUGUAAGGAAGUUCGGGUGAAUGGCGAAUUAACAGGUGCUAAUACUCUCCCACUUAUUUCUGUCUGAUCACUCGUUUAGGUUUCAUCUUUUAAAUAACAGAUAAAGAUGAAGAAUUUGGUGGGAGUGAGUCUGAAUAUGCUUCAAUCGUUCGUUUGUUUAUUCCUGUCACGUUCGUUUUCACAGGCGUUCACUUCUCUCGUUCUCAGUAUUGCAUGCCUUGUCUUUGUUUAUAAAAUCCUGCUUAUCACAAAUCUCUCAUUUAAUUUAAAUGUAAAAGAAGAACAUUUAAGUCAUUUACGUGAAUAGAGACUUUGGCGUUGUCAUGAAUUGCUGCUGCUGCUACAAACAUAUUAUUAUUGUUAUUAUUGUUGUUGUUAUAAUUAUAAUUAUUAUUAAAGUUGUUUAAAUCCUUAUUUAGACACAUUAUGACUGUACUGUACUGGUUUGCUUUGUAGAGAUUUAAAAUAUCUCUGAUUUCGCUUCAUAUUUCUUUAAACUCUCAUUGUGUUUCUAAAAAGAACAAGAAAGCUUUUUAACUGCUAAUCUCUCAAUAUCCCACUAACCCAUCACACCUUAAUAACGUCUUACAGUCUUAAAAAAUAAGUAAUAGCUCUUUAAACGUUCUUUGCACAGACAUACAGUACCAGUUUAAAUUCAGUGUUUUUCCAUUAUUUUAAAUUUUCUGCAUUUUAGAUUAAUAAUAAAGUCAUCCAAACUAUGGAAAAAGAAUAACAUAUGGAAUUAUUUAUUAAACAAAAAGUGACUUUCAGCCAUUAACAGCUGUGCUGAACUCAUCACAAAUUAAUUACUUGAAUUUCUUGCCUCUAAAUGUUAGUUUGAGAGCAUCAGUUGUAAAGUAGUGAAGAGGUAGAGUUACAGGUAUACAGUGAAAAAGUGCAGUCGCAAAAUGACCAUAAAAACAUAAUAAUGAUGAAACUGGCACUCAUCAGGACCGACACAAAAAAUGAUAGCGGAGCAAGAGUUUCCUCUGUUGUACAGAAUAAGUUCAUCAGAGUUUCCAGCCUCAUGAACCGCAAGUUAACAAACAGCUCCCCAGAUAAGAGCAUCUUAAAGCUUCUUCACAGAGUAUUUUAGUUUGUUUAACACUGUUUUUAAGUUACUACAUGAUUCCUUAUGUGUUCCUUCACAGUCUGGAUCACUUCACUAUUAAUUUUCUAUGUAGGAAAAAAGGGGAAUUAAACUGUAAGACUGUAAAUUUGGGUCUGACAGGGUUAAAGGUGUAGCCGAGCCUUUUUCUACCUGAUCGCUAUCUGCUCUAUCUGUAAUCUAGGACUCGUUUUCCACAGAAAUGUAUUUCAGUUCCUUUCACAGAAUGAGCUUAAUGGAAUCUGCUGAUUUAUUAUUUUAGCACAUGCACCCUGUUUGCCCUGUUUUAUUUAAUGCUAAUGCGCUCAAGUACCUCGGUUGCUUUGAAUUCUGUGCCUAAAUCACUGUGUUGCAUUUUUUUUAUUCAGCUUAAAGGAGAACUCCAGUGUAAAAUGGACUUCGGGUGUUAUAAAACAUGAUAAAAAGUACUUAUCUUUGUUGAAUAACACACCUCCGCUCUCCUACAGCUUUCUGAGAUCCAGUAAUUCCGUGCUUUUUGCUCAGCACUCUUUAAAAUGGCCAAUUAAAUCACUUUUUACACCGUUAUCCAGCUUAAAGUAGCUCCACACCUCCUUGCUACAAUCCGGAGAGCCCUGACAUUUAAGCUUUCAGCUCAGAGCGCCGCCAUCACUGUACUGAUAAUGACAUAGACAUGUAUACAUAGACGCCCAGUGCAUUUAUUUACACUGAGGAAGGUGUUGAAUUUAAAGUUAUUAAUGCCUCGUUUUAAAUGUCAGGGAUCUUCAGAUUCUAACAAGGAGGUGUGGAGCUACUUUAAGCUGGAUAACGAUGUCAAAAACGAUUGAUCAAGGCAAAAUAUGCCCGAAGUGUUCGUUUUAAAGAGUGCUGGGCAAAAAGCAUAAAAUUAAUAUAUUUCAGAAAGCUGCAGAAGAGCGGAGGUGUGCUAUUCAACAAAGGUAAGUACUUUUUUAUCACGUUUUACUACACCAAAAGUCCAUUUUACACCAGAGAUCUCCCUUAAAACUGAUAAAUCGAGUAAAAAAAAAAAAAAAAAAAAACAAGUAUUAAAAUGCCAACUAUUGACUCGUACGAUAUAAAGAGAAAGUGGGCUGAAUGAAUAGCUUUCCUUAGAGUUAAUAUGCACCAAGAAUUUUUCAUUUUAAUCACCAUCUGCUAUAUCUGUAGUUACUGAGAUGCACAAAACAAAAACUAAACUAUUGCACAUGUGAACAUUGCGAUAUCGAUGCUAUAACGAUAUAUUGUGCAGCAGCUGCAUAAUUGGCAGUACCUCUCUACAGAGACUAGACAAGCUGUGUGGGUGUGCCUUUUUUGCACAUCUGUGUCAGCAAUGAGUGCAUAAAGUACUUAAUAUAGCUGAAAGCAGCAUUUAUUAAAAGGUAGGGGUGUCCACAAACGUAGAGUGUGACAUAUAGUGCAAUUCAUGUAGAGAUAUUUGGAGAGGAUCAGACUUUAAGUACUAUUUUUCUCUUUUUACUUUACAGUAAAAGCAGUAAAAACACACUGAGCAUACAAAAAUACCUUAGAAUAUUUUUUUUGGUAAUUAAAAUGAAAAUAAAAUAAAAUAGCAAUUUUUUGUCUUAUUACGUAUUAUUUUUACUGUUAUAAUAAUGGCUGUGUGUGUGUAAUGGUGUGUCAUCGCAUGCAUGUGGCUCUGUUCAUGUCAUCACUUGCCUUAAAAAAAAAAAAUAUAUAUAUAUAUAUAUAUAUAUAUAUAUAUAACUGGGUAUUGUGUAUAUUUUGUUUUUGGUUAUUUGUUUUUUUUCUGCAUCAUUAUUACCAUAACAGUGCAUUUCUGUGUCAUGCUCAGGUACAUUAUAAUAUGCAUAAACGACUAAAAGAACUUCAGAGCAAUGUUAGACAAUCUGUCUGCUAGCUAGCCAACAGUGGACGUGUUUGUGUGAAAAGCUCACAGGCGUUUCUGCCCACAAUCUGAACAGCUAGUAAGAACGAUUAUAAAUAUUAUGACUAAUCACUGCCACUGAUUUAGCCCUGGUUGGUUUGUGUGUGUUUAUAAUUAUUACACUUGCUUAUGAAACGUUAAUGAAGAUUAAAGAGUUGUGAAUUAUACUGUGGGAUGUAGAACUGCACUCUUGUCCUACACUGAUGUUAUUUAACUGGAUUUAUCUAUGCUAAUCCAUAUAUAUCUGGAAUAUCUGGAAAAAAUUAAGAGACCACUUCAGUUUCUGAAUCAGUUUCUCUGAUUUUGCUAUUUAUAGGCAUGUAUAGGUGUAAAAAACUACAGACAACAUUUCUCCCAAAUUCCAAAUAAAUUAUGCAAAGCUUUCAGAUCUCAAAUAAUGCAAAGAAAACAAGUUCAUAUUCAUAAAGUUUUAAGAGUUCAGAAAUCAAUAUUUGGUGGAAUAACCCUAGUUUUUAAUCAGUUUUUUCAUGCAUCUUGGCAUCAUGUUCUUCUCCACCAGUCUUACACACUGCUUUUGGAUAACUUUACGCUGCUUUACUCCUGGUGCAAAAAAUUAUAUAUUGCAGAGGUUUUUGAUUUGGUAAAAUCAAGGAAAAACUUAAUUUUUAAGUGGUCUCUUACUUUUUUCCAGAGCUGUAUAUAUGUAUAUCACUUUUUAAAUGCCCUUACACACUGAACAUGAAUGUGUGUGUGUGAAUUAUUAAUGAUAAAAUCCUUUAAUUGUCCUAGAUUAGCUUUUGGCUACAACAACUCUCUAUUCAACAUGCUCUUUACUGUUUAGGCUUAAUUAUGUUAUGCUCAUUAAAUACAAAUAAAGAUACAGUCAGUCUUUCUGUUUCUACAUUGUAGUUUAGUUUUACACCCAACAUUAAUUUCAGUAACUGAAAUUAUUUGGCCAAAAAAGCUUUUUGUGUUUGGCUAAAUAAAUAAUUUACUAAACAGUAAAGUUAACAAAAAAUAUUUUUAUCCUGUUUAUUUAAUUAAUUGGUAAAUAAAAUGUGGCAAAAUUAAUGAAAACCUGCGAAGAAAUGACUGGUAAAAAUUCCUGCAAUUUUUAAAAUCACAAUAUAUUGUAAAAAAAAAAAAACAUUUAAUUACUGCAACUUUAUUUGGAUGGUACAUUAAAGAUAGAUGCCUUAUAGAUGCUCACCUAACAUUCAACUGAAUGUCUAUUCAAUGCAUUUUAACCAUGAAUCAACCCUAAAACAGCCAUUACCCAAACCUUCAUCUACACAUUAAAUCUAACCUUAAACCUAGCCAUAAAAUGUUACGGUUAAAAUUUGGCUUAGGGUUGGGUGUAAGGUUGUAUUAAUUAGACAUGCAGGUGAAUGUAAGCUGAAUGUUAGUUGGGUAUCUAUAAUGUUAUAAUGGACCAUCCAAAUAAAGUAUUACCUUUUUUCCAACAAUAUUGCACAGUUCUAGUGCUGAUAAUCUCUUUUCAGACAGAGUAAACUAUACAGGUUGGUGAUGAAAGGAUUAAGAUUUAAACUUAAGGAGUGUUUCUGUUUUUAGAGACAAAACUCCUCAAAAUUGUGAAUUAAAACCUCAUUUUACAGCUGAUUUAUUCCUCUUGAUCAUAAUCUAAAAAAAAGGAAUUAUACAAAUAGUUUAAUAUUUAUUUAGUUGAUUUGAAUCAUGUUCAGUGUGUAAUGGCCUUUAUAUUCCAAAAUAACUAAAUAAAUAAUAAAGCAUUGAGGUGAAUGAAUAGUGCUGCAUUUUGACUUUUUUUUGGCUUUGAUGUAUUUGUAAAAUACAGUCAAUUAGCACUGACAAUAAACUUCUGCAAAGAGGAAAAUAACAGUAACACAGAAGAGAAUUAUAUAUAAAUAAAUAUAUAGAUCAAUGGUCUAGUGCUUAAGUUAUUUGUGUUGAAAUUAUUAAUGUCCGUGCUAAUCCACUUUAUAAUAGAGAUGCAUCAAAUACAGACGAGGUUAAAAGUAGCUGAACUAUUAGUAAAAAAAAUCUGUUUUUUUGUUUAAUUGGUGAUGUAUUUGAGUAAUACCUGAAAGUUGUACAGAAUAAUACAGCUGUUUGUCAGCUACCCUGCUAAAAUAAACGACACUGUACAGUACAUAUAUUGUUAAUACUCACUCAUUAUUAAUGAUUAUUGAUUUUCUGUCUGAUUAAUGCUUCAAUGCCUUCAUUUGCUCUCUUCUUCAAUUUUUUGGCCGUGUUGUGAGAUGAAUAGUUCUGAUUCUGCAAGUUAUCGGUCUGUCUGUUACAAUGCUCUGAUUUUUAAAAAAAUAAAAGCACCUGUUCAAAGAAAA